Messenger RNA from Macroventuria anomochaeta, 1918 nucleotides. RefSeq names its product glutamate 5-kinase. NCBI's taxonomy places the organism in Eukaryota, Fungi, Ascomycota, Dothideomycetes, Pleosporales, Didymellaceae. Bases 51 to 1580 code for a protein of 509 amino acids. Gene Ontology annotation, molecular function: RNA binding; ATP binding; glutamate 5-kinase activity. Gene Ontology annotation, cellular component: cytosol; cytoplasm. The transcript is spliced from 2 exons. The record is from RefSeq and is a predicted model, not a curated record.
UAUAUAACCCCUUCUUGCUCCCGUGUCGUUCUGUAGUAGUAUCUGGAGUUAUGGCUGUCCACAUGAAGAAGAUGCCCGGCCAAUUGACCGUGGUCAUAAAACUCGGUACAAGUUCCAUAGUAGACGAGAAGACACAUCAGCCCCUCCUUUCCAUCCUCUCCCUCAUCGUUGAAACAGCAUGUAAGCUCCACGCUGACGGACACCGCGUCGUCAUCGUCUCCUCUGGCGCUAUCGGCGUUGGGCUGCGACAAAUGAACCUCCCCCGCCGUCCUAAACACCUUCCCAAAGUCCAGGCGCUGGCUGCUAUCGGCCAGUGUAAACUGCUAGCGCUGUGGGAUCAGCUGUUCGGGAACCUGAGCCAGCCGAUUGCGCAGGUGCUAUUGACGAGGAACGACAUCGCGGAUCGGACGCAGUACCAAAAUGCGCAGAAUACUUUCAUCGAGCUAUUGAGCAUGGGCGUCAUUCCAAUCGUCAACGAGAACGACACAUUGGCUGUUACGGAGAUCAAGUUCGGUGACAACGAUACACUGAGUGCGAUCACGGCGGGCAUGGUGCAGGCGGACUAUCUGUUCUUGAUGACUGAUGUCGACUGUCUGUAUGACAAGAACCCACGUACAAACCCAGAUGCGAAGGCUAUCGAGGUUGUAGAGGACAUCUCAGAGUUGACUGCAGACGUGAACUCGGCAGGGUCAGCACUAGGCACAGGAGGAAUGAGCACGAAGAUCGUUGCCGCGCGACUGGCGACAAGUGCGGGUGUUACAACGGUCAUCACGAAGAGCUCGAAACCAGGUAACAUCUCAGCCAUCAUCAAGCACGCAGAGCAGCAACGGAAGGCGAACAUGUCGAGUCGCAACUCGAUCAGCAACUUCCAAGACGAUGCAGUAGCAAACCUCCAUGCCGCCUCUCACGACCUCUCAAAUUCCACGUCCUCGCUCCCAGAAGCCGAGAAUCAGAGCACCACCAUCCCCACCCCACAGACCGACGCCGAGCCCGUCCCACUACACACACGCUUCCUCCCCAUCUCCCAUCCAAUCCGCGACCGCUACUUCUGGAUCUUGCACGGCCUCGCGCCACACGGCACAAUAUACAUCGACAACGGGGCCUUCAAAGCACUCCACGACAAAGCAGGCCUGCUGCCAGUAGGCAUCGUAGACGUAGAGGGCCACUUCGCCCAGCAAGAAGCCGUCCGCAUCGUCGUCGUCAAACGCUUAAACACAACCUCCGCCCCCGUCACAUUGCCCACAAUACCCGCACCCCACACGCCCACACACGCAACACACACUCACGCGCCCGUUCCCUUGCGGCAUCCCCUUCCCCACGCAAACUCCCACCCCCACUCCCACACCUCGAGCGGGACGCACACGCCGCUCUACGAACUCACAAACCCGGCGCCUUUUGAGAUUGGCAGAGCGGUGGUCAACUACUCGGCGAGCGAGAUUAGGAGGAUCAAGGGCAUGCACUCGACGCAGAUUGUGAAGGAGUUGGGGUAUGCGGAUAGUGAGUAUGUGGCGGUUAGGGAGAAUAUUGCGUUUUUUGGGAUUGAGAGAAGUAGGCCGCCUACGCCGCAGUUGGAGCACUAGGUGGGGUCGAGAGGAGGGAGAACAGACAUAGUUUGUUUUGUUCACUUGUUUCGAAUUCGGAGCGCUGCAGAUGAUGGUCUGGAAGAAAGAUGCGCAAAUGGACAGUCAAGCAUGCUUACCGCCCUAAAGGAUUGGUAAUGAAACGGUCAUACACGCAAACACCGGCACCGUUCUCCACAUGAACGAUCCUUUGCUGCAGUCAACCACACAUGUAGCUGUCCAGACAUCGAUUCUCGUGCACAUUGCGCUGACGCACAGCACAAGAGUGCACACAUGAAGUAUCCAUUGUCAAAGUUCAACUCAUGUCACAGUGUUGCGGACGUUCUGGGACAAGACAU